Molecule: messenger RNA, 648 nt
Organism: Phoenix dactylifera (date palm)
Lineage: Eukaryota; Viridiplantae; Streptophyta; Magnoliopsida; Arecales; Arecaceae
Source: RefSeq, a predicted model, not a curated record
AUGGGAAGGUUCGAGCUCGACCACUUCAAACUCCAGCUCAUUUACCACCAUCUGCUCUCUCGAUCCCUCGUCAUCAAGAUCCUCCUCGUCUCCGCCGCCGUCGCCGCGCUCCCCAUCCUCCCCUCCCUCCGCGAGAUCGACGCCUCCUCCGACGCCUGCGACGGCGCUCCCGUCACCACUGGCGCCUCCCUCCCGGCGCCAAUUUUGGAUGCCGUGAUCCUGGAUCUGAUGGCCCGGAAGUGGCUUUGGCCCGGCGACCGCGCCCUUUGCGUCGGGCGCGGCUCCGGCCCGGCCGCCGCCGCCGCGGCAAUGCGGAAGAUGGGGGUCAACGCGGCGGUGGAGGCGAUGGAGGGGUGCGGCGGGCUGCCGUUCAGGCGGGUGGCGUUCGACUUCGUGUUCUCCUCCGGGCUGGACCGGGCCGGGGCGCCGGCAAAGGUGGUGCUGGAGAUGGAGCGGGUGCUGCGGCCGGGGCGGGUCGGGGCGAUGGUGGUGAGCCGGGCGCGGCGCGGGGGAGCGGUGAGGGCGGCGGCGCCAGUGGCGGCGCUGCUGAGGGCAUCGGAGGUGGUGGCGGUGCGGGCGCUGAACGGAACCUCGUCGGUGGCGGUCGUGGUGUUCAAGAAACGAAGAGGACUUCGGAGCUCGGUGUGA